This is a messenger RNA of Tachyglossus aculeatus (Australian echidna), 2836 nucleotides long. RefSeq names its product SPARC (osteonectin), cwcv and kazal like domains proteoglycan 3 (gene SPOCK3). Bases 77 to 1375 code for a protein of 432 amino acids. The record is from RefSeq and is a predicted model, not a curated record. The transcript has 12 exons. Gene Ontology annotation, molecular function: protein binding; calcium ion binding. Lineage: Eukaryota; Metazoa; Chordata; Mammalia; Monotremata; Tachyglossidae.
CAGACGGACGGAGUUGGCGGCGGCGAGCUGGAUUUCCAGCAGGAGCUGAGGAUACAGUGCGGACCUUUCCAGCAAGAUGCUAAAGGCCCCGGCUUUUUGGUGCGUGUGUGCAGCGGCCUGGUGCAGUCAGGUCCUCGCGGCGGCCGCAGCCUCGGCGGCCCGCUCGGACGGCGGGAAUUUUCUGGAUGAUAAGCAGUGGCUCACCACCAUCUCCCAGUAUGACAAGGAAGUCGGGCAGUGGAACAAAUUCCGAGACGAAGUAGAGGACGAUUAUUUUCGCACUUGGAGUCCAGGAAAACCCUUUGAUCACGCUUUAAACCCAGCUAAAGACCCAUGCUUAAAGAUGAAAUGUAGUCGCCAUAAAGUGUGUGUUCCUCAAGACCAUCGGACUGCAGUUUGCAUUAGUCACCGGAGACUAACACACAGUUUGAAAGAAGCUGGUGUAGGCCAAAAGCAGUGGCGGGGCCCUAUUCCAUCCAGCUGCAAGCAGUGUCCAGUAGUUUACACCAAUCCUGUGUGUGGAUCGGAUGGUCAUACCUAUUCUUCUCAGUGCAAACUAGAAUAUCAAGCAUGUGUCUUAGGAAAACAGAUCUCAGUCAAGUGUGAAAGACGCUGCCCUUGCCCUUCAGAUAAAUCCAGAAGUACAGGCAGAAAUGAUAAGAGAGCUUGCAGUGACCUGGAGUUCAGGGAGAUCGCAAACAGAUUGCGCGACUGGUUCAAGGCCCUUCAUGAAAGCGGAAGCCAGAACAAGAAGAGCAAGCCAAUACAGAGGCCCGAAAGAAGCAGAUUUGAUACCAGCAUUUUGCCCAUUUGCAAGGAUUCCUUGGGCUGGAUGUUUAACCGACUCGAUACAAACUAUGACUUGCUCUUGGACCAGUCAGAACUUCGAAGCAUUUACCUUGACAAGAACGAACAGUGUACCAAGGCGUUCUUCAAUUCUUGUGACACGUACAAGGACAGCUUGAUAUCUAACAACGAGUGGUGUUAUUGCUUCCAGAGACAGCAAGACCCACCGUGCCAGACGGAGCUCAGCCACAUUCAGAAGCAGCAAGUGGGAAAGAAGCUCCUAGGACAGUUCAUCCCACUGUGCGAUGAAGAUGGCUAUUAUAAACCAACCCAGUGCCAUAGUGGUGCAGCUCAGUGCUGGUGUGUGGACAGAUAUGGAAAUGAGGUGACAGGUUCAAGAACCAAUGGCGCCAUUGACUGUGCUAGCGAUUUAGAGGUCUCGGGAGAUUUUGCUAGUGGAGAUUUCCACGAAUGGACAGACGAUGAGGAUGAUGAUGACGAUAUCGUGAAUGAUGAAGAUGAAAUGGAAGAUGACGAUGAGGACGAAGGGGAUGACGAUGAUGAUGAUGACCACGAUGGAUACAUUUGAUGAGAUCUAAGGUCCCUGGAUUCUACCUUUCUAACGUUCUCAAGGUGAUAUCUCAUAGAAAAUUACUUUGCCCACUGAGAUCUAAAGGAUUCUAAACAACAUGUAUAUUUUGUAUAAUUGUUUCAAAUAUUGCAGCUGGAGUCAUAGACUUUCUUUGUUCAAAUAAGAAUCAUUUCUAGGCUUUUGAGUUUUUAUAUGCCUUUGAGCUGAAGAAAACACAUGAGCAAGUAAAAAAUAAAAGGUGAUGUACUUGAAAAAACAAGCAGAAUUUCGUAAGGACAACCAGACUUUUUAAUUCAUAUUCAAAAAGGAUAUUUUGUCAUUCAUUUGGAAUAACACGUGGCUUCCUCAUAGCAGGUACUCUAUAAUAAAUUAAGCAAUGUUCACUUUAGUAGUGGCUUGGCCAUGAGACUAAAAUAAGAAAAUACAGAAGAUAAUGGUCAGCGAAAUUACCCUGGAGAUUGCAAUGCCAAAAUAAGGACUCAUGAAGCUAAGAUUAGACAGGCAUUGGACAAAAAGGUAUAUGCCAUAGAGUAAGAGCAACAGAGAGAUUAGAGUAAGGUCAUUCUUUGUGUGGUUGUGUGAGUUAUGAAAUAACUCUAUUUUUUUUAAGAACAGUACCAUAGACAAGGAUUGAUUCUGCAAGGAUAAAGUGUUGUUGUCCUUUAUUUUCAUUAUUUUGUCUUCAUUUUCUUGUAGACAUUAUUUUUUCCAACAGUGUGAUUUUCCAUCGUUCUACUUUGCUAUAGCUCUCGAACCAGCAGUUUAGGGUACUGAAUAUGAAAUUGGAAAGUUAUAAGUAAAAUAUUAAUUUAUUAAUUAUUGACAGAUAAUAACACUUACCCAAGGCCAAAUUAAAAAAUCUAAAUUUUGUCAUUUGGGUUCCCACUAAAGGAAAGCUUUUAUUUUAAUCUGAAAAUUUUUUCCUUUUAUUUUUCUGGUACACAGACUUAGAAAACAUAAUGUAAGGUGCCUUGCAAAAUAGUUAUAGAAAGGUUUUAGCAUGCAACCGGUAUAGGACAUUAGGCAAUAGCUAAAAACAUCCGAUUACCAAAUUAAUGCCAGUAUAGGUACUGUUGCUGGAAUGAAGAAAUGGGUUAUUUUUCAUUUUUUUUUUCUAUUGUUCUGUAAUUACCAUGUGGACUAGGAUACAAUUAUUGUGUAGAGUAGCAUUUAAGAUUUAACUGUAGAGACGAUUACUUUAAUCACUGUAUUUAUGUUAGCAUGUUAAUUAAUUGUGUAGACAUUUUGGAACUCCACCACCUUCCUACACAUCAGACCUUUGGGCUUGAACCCACAAUAAAAUUGGAACAACCUGUUUAAUAUUACACAACUUGUUGUUUAUUUUCACAGUGGAUUACUGGUUUCCCUGAUCUUCAUCUGCAAUUAAUUGAGAGUAUAAUGAGUUUAUUCUUUGCAUUUUGAUUUAUACAUAUGAAACACUAAAUUUAAUGUUUACCU